Molecule: messenger RNA, 1596 nt
Organism: Cylindrotheca closterium
Lineage: Eukaryota; Bacillariophyta; Bacillariophyceae; Bacillariales; Bacillariaceae
Source: the annotation of a GenBank genome assembly
AUGGAAGAGCCGCGACAGGAGAAUAAUGAUCAUAGUCUAGAGGAUCCUUCGCCGUUGAACCGAGACGACUUGUUGGGAUGCCUAAAAACUUUACAACGUCUCGUCGACGGAAAUCGUCAUGGCUUGGAUUUGUUAAACUCCGAAGAACGCUUGGCAUUGGUCAUUGCUGCCGGUCGCCUCUCCCGACCGUCCAAAGAAGAAACGUCCAAGCGAAAGAAACAAGCCAAAGACAAACUGGCGUCGGAACAGCGCGCCUUGGAUCGCAAGGCGCGUGAAAAGACGGGCAUUCGAGUGGCUCGCACCCAGCCAGUCUUUGAAGCUCCCGAAGCACUACUCUUAGAGUCAGCCAAGGAAGAGUUGAAAGGCAACGCGACGCUGGGGUCGUAUCGGAAUUGUUAUAUUUGCAAAGCGAAAUUUACCGACCUACAUCCCUUUUAUGAUACGAUGUGUACGCCUUGUGGCGAUUUCAACUAUCAAAAACGAUUUCAAACGGCUGAUUUAACAGGCCAAGUCGCCAUCUUUACAGGCUCCCGACUAAAAAUUGGAUAUCAUGCCACGUUGAUGUUGUUGCGGGCGAAUGCUACUGUGAUUGCGACGACGCGGUUUCCCGUCGAUUCCGCCACGCGAUUUGCUAAGGAAGCUGAUUAUGAGGAGUGGAAGGACCGGUUACACAUACAUGGCUUGGAUCUGCGCCAUACACCCAGCGUCGAACUCUUUUGUGAUUAUGUUGAGGCGAAUUAUGAACGACUGGAUAUUUUGAUUAACAAUGCGGCCCAAACGGUUCGUCGACCACCUCAAUUUUACAAGCAUCUCAUGGACGCCGAACAAAUGCCAUUUUACGAACACUCCUCAGAAGUCCAACAUCUUUUAAAAAGUCACCACCAAUGUCUGGAUCGCCUAUCGGGAUUUUCUACGGAUGAUGGUAACCACACAUCGUCGUCCGCACUAGCCGUGGUCGAUUGGAACACGGCCAGUCCCGGCAUUGGACUGCGGGCUUCGGCGCAAUUGUCGCAAAUUCCAUACAAAUAUGACGGAGCGAUCCAAUCCCCCGACGUCUUUCCCGAAGGAAAAUUGGACGUCGAUUUGCAGCAAGUCGAUUUGCGGACGACCAAUUCCUGGCGUUUGACAUUGGGAGACGUGUCGACUUUGGAAAUGUUGGAAGUCCAAUUGGUGAAUGCGAUUGCUCCCUUUGUCUUGUGCAAUAAAUUGACGCCUCUCAUGCAACGUCACAAUACCGGCUGCAAGCAUAUUGUCAAUGUGACGGCCAUGGAAGGCAAAUUUUAUACCUUUCACAAACCGACUGCCCGGCAUCCCCACACCAAUAUGGCCAAAGCGGCCUUGAACAUGCUAACCCACACGUCGGCGGGCGAAUUGGCCAAGUAUGGAAUUUACAUGAACGCCGUCGAUACGGGAUGGGUCACAGACGAAGAUCCCGCACAACUAGCUCAAAAAAAGGUGGAUCAACAUGACUUUCAACCACCCUUGGACAUUGUGGAUGGGGCGGCAAGGGUGGUGGAUCCCUUGUUUGAUGGCAUCAAUCGCGGCGAACAUUGGUGCGGGAAAUUUCUCAAGGAUUACGCGCCCAUUGACUGGUGA